AUGCUACCUCCUGCUCUUACCAGCACAUACAAACUGUACAAACAAGACACAGAUUAUGUAGCGACUUGGUUAGCACAGACAGCUAAGGCAUAUGGCUAUCCUAAUGCGUUAUUAGAGAUUGUCGACAUGGCGAAGCCUAGCUCAAAGCGUCUGAAGGGAAAAGCAAGGAAAGAGGCAAAAACCAGAGGCGCUAGCCGGCCUAUGCAAACACAAAAGAUCCAAACGUACAUCUUGGCCACCAAGGAUUUUGUCCCACUCGCUGCUUUCAUUGCAAGUCGAGCGGAUCCCGUGAUUCACGUCCCUGAUCUCAUUAUGAGCAUGCUUAAUCGGAUUAUAGAAGCGAGAAUUCAUUAUGGCCAGCAAUUGAACGAUUAUGGUGGCCAAACUACUACUACCUAG
Trichoderma harzianum CBS 226.95 is the source of this 399-nucleotide messenger RNA. RefSeq lists its product as hypothetical. The record is from RefSeq and is a predicted model, not a curated record. NCBI's taxonomy places the organism in Eukaryota, Fungi, Ascomycota, Sordariomycetes, Hypocreales, Hypocreaceae. The transcript has a single exon. The coding region runs from base 1 to 399 and encodes 132 amino acids.